Molecule: messenger RNA, 4832 nt
Organism: Nanorana parkeri
Lineage: Eukaryota; Metazoa; Chordata; Amphibia; Anura; Dicroglossidae
Gene: TIAM1
Product: T-cell lymphoma invasion and metastasis 1
Exons: 27
Coding region: 71-4831 (1586 amino acids)
Biological process (GO): activation of GTPase activity; positive regulation of axonogenesis; small GTPase-mediated signal transduction
Cellular component (GO): cytosol; plasma membrane; synapse
Molecular function (GO): protein binding; guanyl-nucleotide exchange factor activity
Source: RefSeq, a predicted model, not a curated record
UGAAAGCUGUUUCAUUUGUGUGCAGCAUGUGGAUGGGGACAGCUAGGGAAAUCAUGGACACAGCCAAACAAUGGACUGUGAAAUCAUGGGCAACGCAGAAAGCCAAAAUGUAGAGCAUGAAUUGUACGGUAAAGAACAUCCCAGCCUUGCGCGUAAGCACACAUCCCGUUCACUUCGCAUCUCCAACAAAGCCUCUCGCCGUGUUCGUCAUGCGUCAUCGGGAAAGCCAGUUCACCGAAAUUCUGAGGUCAGCAAUAGGUCAAGCAGCACUCCCAGCAUCCCACAGUCUCUAGCAGAAAAUGGCAUGGAGCCAUACUCUCAGGAUGCCAACCUGGAUGACUAUGAUAGCCGAGGUUGGGUAGAUAUGGGCAUGAGGCCGGUCUCCUAUCAUACCGAUUCUUCUGUUACGCCAAGUCUUAACAGCAGCACUGUCCUCACAGCAGCCUCCAUGCAGAGCAUGCAGGACUCUGAAGAAAGUAGGCUCUACGGGGAGGAAUCUGCCUAUUUUACAGAUGGGAACGGUCGCUCUCAGCUGUACAUGACGAACGGGCCAAAUCUCUUGGAUGCUGCCAGUUUCAAGAAAAAACGCUCCAAAUCUGCCGACCUAUGGCGAGAGGACAGCUUAGAGUUCUCUCUCUCGGACCUGAGCCAAGAACACUUAACCAGUACUGAGGAAAUUUUAUGUUCCACCGAAGAAAAGGAUUGUGAUGAAACCAUUCGGAAUGAUCCUGGAGACUCCCCUCAGCAACUGGAUGCUUCCCAACGUGCCAACUCUCUCAGCGACUUGUACCCACAGAAGAGCCCACACUCCAUCAAUGGAGUCCCCAGGAAGAAAUUCAUGAUUUACUGUAGAAAUUUGGUUUCACAUUCCCCUGAGUCUAUGAAACGCAAACCGGCAACUGCUUCAGCAGACGAGCCACCUUCAUACAGCAACUAUAACACCCUGCCUUGCCGAAAGUCCCAUUGUCUCUCUGAAGGAGCCACUAACUUGAAGCUCAGCCACAGUAAUAGCAUGCAUGGGCGGAGAGCUAAAACUACUCAGGAUGUCAAUACAGGUGGAGAGGGCAGCGAGUUUACAGACAGUGGUAUCGAGGGAACAACCACUGACACAGACUUCAUGUCCAGACGCUCAAACGCCACCACAUCCAGCUACUCCCCCACCGUCAGCCGGGCCUUUAUCGGGAGCGACAGUGGUAGCAGCUCUGGAGAUGCCCUCCUCCAAGGAGUCUAUGAGAACUUCCGGCGGGAGCUGGAGAUGAGCAGCGCCAGCAGGGAAAACCUGGAGGAAGCCAAUUCAGCUCUUAGUGAUGAACAAAGCAGUGGCACUUUAAGUUCUCCAGGGCAGUCUGACAUCCUCCGGACUGCUGCUCAAGGGACUGUGCGAAAAGCUGGGGCGCUGGCCGUAAAGAACUUCCUUGUACACAAGAAGAACAAGAAGGUGGAACUUGCCACCCGCAGGAAAUGGAAACAUUACUGGGUCUCUUUAAAAGGGUGUACACUGUUUUUUUAUGAGAGCGAUGGCCGAUCUGGGAUUGACAACAACAGUAUACCGAAACAUGCCGUGUGGGUGGAGAACAGCAUUGUACAAGCCGUCCCGGAGCACCCCAAGAAGGACUUUGUGUUCUGUCUCAGUAAUUCGCUCGGAGAUGCUUUCCUCUUCCAGACCAGCAGCCAGACAGAGCUGGAGAACUGGAUCACCGCCAUCCAUUCCGCUUGUGCCACCACCGUAGCCAGGCAGCAUCAUAAGGAGGACACAGUCAAACUGCUGAAGUCGGAAAUCAAAAAACUGGAGCAGAAGAUAGACAUGGAUGAGAAGAUGAAGAAAAUGGGAGAGAUGCAGCUUUCUUCUGUGACGGACAAUAAAAAGAAGAAAACCAUCCUUGAUCAGAUCUUCGUCUGGGAGCAGAACCUCGAGCAGUUCCAGAUGGAUUUGUUCCGCUAUCGCUGCUAUCUUGCCAGCCUGCAGGGGGGCGAACUGCCAAACCCAAAACGCUUACUGGCUUUUGCAAGCCGACCGACAAAAGUUGCCAUGGGCCGCCUGGGAAUUUUCUCUGUGUCCUCGUUUCAUGCGCUGGUGGCUGCUCGUACAGGAGAGUCCGGGGUGAGAAGACGUACACAAGCCAUGUCACGAUCUGCCAGUAAGAGAAGGAGCCGGUUUUCUUCUAUCUGGGGUCUUGACACGUCUUCUAAGAAGAAACAAGGGAGACCAAGCCUUAAUCAGGUGUUUAAUGAUGGCUCAGAAUCUGUCAAGAAAUCGUUGGAAGGCAUAUUUGAUGAUACCGCAUCAGAAGACAAGAAGGAAAAAGAGGUGCCUUUGACCAGCGUCCAUUCUCACAAUGCCGAUGCUGACAUAUGGGUGCAUGAGUACCUGACACCGUCCUGGGUAUGCCUGCCAAACGACCAACCAGUCCUAAUUGUCAUCCAUCCAGAUGAUACAGCAAAGGAUGCCUUGGAUAUCAUUUGCAAGACUCAUCAGUUGGAUUACACGGCUCAUUAUCUACGCCUCAGAUUCCUGUGCGAUAACCAACAGCAGCAUUAUAUACCAAGACCUGAGGAAGAGAUUUAUGAACUGCUCUACAAGGAAAUCACAAUCUGCCCCAGAGUCAUCAGAUACAUUCAGCUGGAGAAGACUGAGCCGUCAGAAAUGUUCGGGUUCUCGCUGAGCUCUGUGGAGGAAGAAGGCAGGCCACAUCUGUAUGUUAAUAAUGUAAGGGAGUCGGGCUUGGCAUUCAAGAGAGGUUUGAAAAUAGGAGAUGAGGUGAUGGAGAUUAAUUCAGCCACAGCACGAGAUCUCAACUCAGCCAUGCUAAAACAUGUCCUGGCCAAGCCGUUACUGUGCCUUACUGUCCGUACCUGUCCUGAGCUGGAGGAGAACCUGGCUCUGAUAGGGGCUCCACCACGCCGAUCAGAGGGCGAUUUCAAUGAUUACAAUCUGUUUGCCAGCAGUCGAGGUUGCAGCGAGGAUGAGACCGUUAUAGAGACCACUCCGGAGGAGAUCGAAGUGCAGCUGGAAGUGACAGACGAGGCCAAUGCUACAGACAGUAGCUCCGAACACGUUGCUGCAUUUUGUCGCAGCCUCAAUGAGAUGAACUUGCCAGACUCCUGCCUAAGCCCCUCUGAAUUCACAGGAACCCCGUUGGGCACCAUGAAGCAAUUAACAGAUGCCGACAAACUGCGUAAGGUGAUUUGCGAGCUGCUGGAGACGGAGCGCACCUAUGUCAAGGAUCUGAAUUGCCUAAUGGAAAGGUAUCUAAAACCACUACAGAAAGAGACGUUUCUCACACAAGACGAGUUGGAUGUGCUAUUCGGCAAUCUGGUAGAGAUGGUGGAAUUUCAGGUUGAAUUUCUGAAAACGUUAGAAGACGGGGUCAGGCUGGUACCAGACCUGGAAAAGCUGGAGAAAGUCGAUCAAUUCAAGAAAGUCCUAUUUUCUCUGGGUGGAUCUUUUCUAUAUUACGCUGAUCGAUUCAAGUUGUACAGUGCCUUCUGCGCCAGUCACACCAAGGUCCCAAAAGUUUUAGUGAAAGCUAAGACGGACCAGCAUUUCAAAGCGUUUCUAGACGCCCAGAACCCUAAGCAGCAGCACUCUUCAACCCUGGAGUCUUACCUGAUCAAACCCAUCCAGCGCAUUCUCAAGUACCCUUCGUAUCUUAAACAGUGCUUUUUGCUGUCCACAGUGGCAAUCAAAACCAUGAACAAAGUGGCCAGUCAUAUUAACGAGAUGCAGAAGAUCCAUGAAGAGUAUGGCGCUGUGUUUGACCAGCUCAUAGCAGAACAGACCGGGGAAAUCAAAGAGGUGGCAGAUUUAUCCAUGGGAGAUUUAUUACUGCACAGCACCGUUGUGUGGCUGAACCCUCCGACAUCACUCGGGAAGUGGAAAAAAGACCCGGAAUUGGCAACCUUCGUAUUUAAGGCUGCGGUCGUGUUGGUGUACAAGGACAGCUCCAAACAAAAGAAGAAGCUUGGUGGAUCACACAGAGCCUCCAUGUUUGAAGAUCGAGAUCCAUUCCGCUUCAGACAUAUGAUUCCUACAGAAGCUUUGCAGCUGCGAGCACUCACUACAUCAGAUGCUGAAACAAACUCAGUCUGCGAAAUUGUUCAUGUGAAGUCGGAAUCUGAGGGGAGACCAGAAAGGGCUUUUCACUUAUGCUGCAGUUCUCCAGCGGAAAAGAAGGAGUUCCUGAGGGCAGUGCAUUCUAUCCUGCGGGACAAGCACAGGAGGCAGCUGCUGAAAACAGAAAGCUUACCUAAUUCCCAGCAGUACGUUCCAUUCGGGGGGAAGAGGCUGUGUGCACUGAAGGGUGCUCGCCCUGCCAUGAAUAGAGCAGUCUCCGCUCCCAGUAGAUCUCUUGCCCGGAGAAGACGCCUCGUGAGGAACCGUUUCACCAUCGACUCAGACACGGUUUACUCAACAGGCCCUGACAAAGAGCCUGAACCUGACACGGAACCCAAACCACCGCAGCAGACGAGCAACAGUGGUGACACAGACCGCUGGGUGGAGGAGCAGUUCGACCUGGCCCAAUACGAGGAGCAGGAAGACGUGAAAGAAACAGACAUUCUCAGCAGCGACGAUGAGUACUGCGAGUCUAUCAAAGGGGGCUCCAUGGAGAAGGAUCUAAGCGACCAACUUGAGGCCACCUCCCUGUCCAAUAAUCCAUUGAAUAACAGCGUCCAAAACACUAUUAGCACUCACGCUUCCCGUAUGUCCCAGCUGAAGAAACAGACUGCCUUUUCUGGAAUGAAUGGUAGCAUAGAGAGCACCACCGAAGAAGUCAUAUGGGUGAAGCGGGAAGACUUUGUACCAGCCAGGAAACUAAACACGGAAAUCUGAC